AUUUUAGUAACAGAAAUCAUUCGACCGUGAUGGUCAGUUGCGUGGCAACCAUACAGUUUAUGCGCACCGCAAGCACACUAAAACAACUGAUAUCAAGUUGCUCUGUUGGCCUUUUUGAUACGGAUGGUGUAAAUUCGACAAGGGAACUAGCUCUAACGGAGAAAAAACUGCGUCAAAAUGGCUACGACUAACCUCCCAGCAAUUCCGCACCCGUUAUCGAGGAUGGAAGACCCUACGAAUCUAAACGUGAGAGGAUUGUCUCGCGAAGGUUCGCGUGUAGCUUCGCGGCAAAGUUUGACUUUCGGACAAGACCUCGACCGCCAAAAGCUUAAUGUAUUACGACCUAUAACGGCGGAUCAAGUGCCUUACAGGCUAACUAGGUCUUCGAAUGGCUUUGGUGGGCAACGAAGCCCAAGAUACGAUGGAUUUGCUGGCAUUCCAGAAGGCGUCGAAGUGAAAUUCGCUGAAGAUCCUAACAAGCCAACAAUUCCAAUUUUCGGGAGCCGUGCAGACAUGGCAAGUCGGGCUGAAAGCCGCCUGUCUCGAUUAAACAGUGCAGCAUCCUCUUUACAGGGUCCUGACAGAGCUUCAGUUGACGAGAUUGAAGCUUUACUACGAGAAAAGAUGAAAACUGGAUAUUAUGACAUAAGGGGGGCCUUCAAAAACUGUGAUCCAGAGAGCAAAGGAAUCGUAAACAGGGAAAAAUUGAGAGAAAUUUUGAUCAAUUUCUUAUCAAGAUCAAUAACUUUGAGCCACUUUAACAAGUUAAUGGUGCGGUUACGACUGGACCACAAAAAGAUGAUUUCUUAUGAUGAGUUUUACGCUGCGUUUAGGCCACCAAAGAAAGCUGAUGAGGGCCCUGCUUGGCUGCAGCUGGAGAAGCCUGACUUAAAAUACAUGUCUGCCGCUCAAGUACAUGCACAUCUUAAAGAGAAGGCAAAACAAAGGUUUUUGGAUGUAGCAGAACUUAUUCCGCAAAUGAACCCUGGAGGUUCUGGACGAAUUCUCAGGCCUGAACUGCGAAACGUCCUCAACAAGAUGGGCUUUUACAUGGAGGACGACGAGUUUGAAAAACUCUGGCAAAAAUACGACACGGAAAACUACGGAACGAUUCGUGCAGAGCGAUUGAUGAGUAGGCUUGGUAUUGCCAUGAAGGACACAGGAUCAAGAGAAGUAUCGAGCUCGCCGAGGAAGCUCGAAGCGGAAAGGAAACACUCUUUGGAUGUAGAGAGAUGGUUGAAGAGGAAGUUUCGCGAGGGUUUCUCGGAUAUGAAGCAUGCUUUUAUGGAGUUAGAUCUGGACAGGAUAGGAAAAGUUAGCUUCGAUGAUUUCAGAAUGGUCAUGAAAGAUUUUGGCUUGCGCCUCGACACCGAUAAACAACUGGAUGAUUUCAUUGCAAGGUGCGGCAUCGAAGCUUCCAACGGCAAGAUUUCGUACAAAGAAUUUCUGCGCCGUUUCCAAGAUCGCAGCGAGCAGGGAAUGCCCCACAAGAUUUUGGCCAAUCCACUUCACAGGUACCACCACAGUGAAGGUGGAAGUAACUAUUCAACAACUUCAGCCAUAGAGGCCAGAAUGAUGGACAUGUUUCAGAAGGAGUUCUUAGCCCUGCUGGGUACAUUCCACAAUAUUGACCGUAAGGAUUCUGGUCUGCUGACUCAGCAACAGUUCCGUGCAGCUAUCGAAGGAAGAUUCGAGUUGAACAUGUCAGAGCAGGAGUUUGAGUCAUUUCUGAAGAAAGUUCCCAUCGACAGCGACGGUAUGGUCAAAUAUGUGGAGUUCAUGUCGAAAUUUGAUACUUUUGAAAGCAAGAGCCUGUUUGAUCGCUCCAGCAUCAUGGAUCGAAAAGAAGCUCUUCCUACUCUACCGGAAAUAGACAGCCCUCCUAUGUCACCUAAGAAACAGUUUCGACCGAUGAAAACCAUGGAUUCGUACAAUAGCCAGGAAGGGCGCAGCGUCGAGGAAUUGAAGGCUCUGAUCAAGAGUGUGCUUCAACAUAAUUAUCAGGCCUUUGAAGAGGCCUUCUAUGAACUUGAUGAAUUAAACAGCAAGAAAAUGUCACCAAACAUGAUGAUUAAGCUUCUAAAAAAGUUUGGUCUUCCUCUAAGUCGCAAUGAAGUCAAACGACUGUGGGAUACUCUUAUCACAGACCAAAGAGGCUCUUUGGAAUACUGGCAGUUCGUGCGCACUUUUGGUUAUUCCCUGGAUUCAGCAGCGUUCCCAAAUGCUAAGGUUUCUCCGCCCAAGAGAGGUGACAAUGACUUCAUGAUGCGCUCCAACAAACUGAACAGUGACAAACAUCUUUUGCAUCAUUUGCUCAAAUCAAACAUCGACUUCCACUGGGAGACGCUCUGGAGAGAGUUCACCUCUAUUGACCGACAAGGGACUGGAAACGUUUCGAGAAAAGAUUUCACGACUAUUUUGCAAGAUAUGUGUGUUGAACUGACAGACUACGAGUGUCAAGUCCUGUGUGACAAAUUUGAUCCUAAGAAAGAAGGAAGAAUAAAUUACAUCAAGUUUUUAGAACCAUAUUCCAAACAUCGAAGGGCCCAUCGCCAUGGACACAAUAUGCAAGCGGUCAUGAAGCAUCCACAGGCUGAGCUGCCAAUGGAUGAGAUCGUUCAAAAGCCAAGUAAAGGUCUGUCGACAGUGACAGCAAAGCUCAGAGAUAAGUUGUCAGGAAAAUGGAUAAACCUCAUGCGAGCUUUCAAGAAACUAGACAAAGACAACAAGGAUUUCCUCUCUCUUCAAGAAUUCCGACAUGUUUUGGAGCUUUGCAACGUAGUUUUGGACGAGGAAGAUAUUUAUUACAUUUUAACCGAGUUCGACGAAAACCGUGGCGACAAAAUCAGAUAUACCAAAUUCCUGGACAAGAUUAAGUGAUGGUGGUAAACAGAGUGCUUUGUGUGUGAAAAUCUGAAAUAAUUAAUUGUACAGACUUAGUUACCCUCGUAAAAGACACACUUAAAAAUGAAGUGGAUUUGGUUGGUUAAGAGCGAGAAUGGAUUGCAAAGUUUGAACAUUUCACGUAAACUUCAAGUGUAGAAUGUAUACAAUUUUUAUAUUUAGUUGUGUUGUUUCUUGCCAUAAUUGUAAUAUUCUGCAUUAA
This is a messenger RNA of Pocillopora verrucosa, 3106 nucleotides long. RefSeq names its product EF-hand calcium-binding domain-containing protein 6. NCBI's taxonomy places the organism in Eukaryota, Metazoa, Cnidaria, Anthozoa, Scleractinia, Pocilloporidae. Gene Ontology annotation, molecular function: calcium ion binding. The record is from RefSeq and is a predicted model, not a curated record.